Messenger RNA from Pristis pectinata (smalltooth sawfish), 1322 nucleotides. Its product is annotated as myosin-10-like. The record is from RefSeq and is a predicted model, not a curated record. The transcript is spliced from 3 exons. The coding region runs from base 257 to 1237 and encodes 326 amino acids. Lineage: Eukaryota; Metazoa; Chordata; Chondrichthyes; Rhinopristiformes; Pristidae.
AGCACUACCUCUCCCGCCUCUCUCGCUCCCUCCAUCCUUUCUCCCCUCCACCUCCUUCCUCUCCCUCCCUACCUCUUCCUCCUCCCGGGCUCUCCCUCCCUCCUUCCCCGGCGCUCCCUCCCUCCAUCCUCCAACCCUCCUCCCUUCCUCCCUCCCUCCCCAGUGCGCAGUUCCGUCUGUCACCUGCCGGGACGCGGCUCAGAGGUUCGGGCGGAGGGACAGGUGUCUGCGGCGGGACGGCGGCCGGGGAGUGUCCAUGGAGGAGGAAGCAGACCGCAUGUUUGAGGAGCGUGCGCUGCCCCACCUGGUGCAGAGCCUGGGCGCGCUGCAGUGCAUUGUGCAGGCCGCACUGAGCGGCGGGCGGAGCAUCGAGGAGCUGGAUGUGGCCAGAGUGCAGCAGCAGGUGGAGGUGGCCAGCAAGGAGGUGGAGCUGUCGGUGGGUCAGGCACAGGAGGUGUGCGAGCAGCUGGACGCGGCGUGUGAGAAGGCCACCGCGCAGCACGGGCAGCUGAGCCAACAGUGCAGGGAGCAGGCUGCAGCGCUGCAGGACCUGCAGACCAAGGUGCAGCAGCUGGAGAGCGAGAGGGAGGCGGCUAACAACCGGCUGCAGGUGGCUACCGUCUCUUUCCGACAGGCCGAGGACACACUGCGGUCUGCACGGGCCAAGGUCGGUGAGAAGCAGACGGGCCGAGAUGUCGGGAUCGGCCUCAGUUUCCUGCUGCCCUGUGUGGGGAUCCCCAUGGCCGUGGCCUUCGAGAAGGAGCGGCAGCUCAGCAAGUGCCAGGAGGCGGUGGCAUCAGACGACCGGUCCCAGCUGCGCGCUGACAUCAGCAAGGAGGAGAAGCUACUGGCCCACGUCGGCGCCCAGCUCCCCGAGCUGCAGACCCAGGCCCGGGGGCUGGAGCAGCAGCUGCAGGACGGCCGGACUGCCGAGGAGCAGCUGCAAGGGCAGCGCAGGGAGCUGGCCCAGCGACAGGAGCGCCUCCGCACCUCCUGCCACGCCCUCACCUCCCUGCAGGGGAAGCUGGCCGCCCUGAAGGCCCAGAGCCGUCACCUCUACAGCAUGGGCCCCCUGCUCCCCUUCCUGGAGGAGGCCAUUCUCCAGAGCCUGCUGCUACCCCCGCAGCCCCCCUUCACUCAGCCGGGGGUGCAGCGGGUGCUGGGUGACCUGAAGGUGUUGCUGCCCAGGGUCAAGGAGCUGCACCUGUCCCAGGACACCUCCGACUACCUGAAGUAACCCAUCCCCAGGCCGGUCAGCGGGGGCUCCCGGCUGCCAGCACCCGAGGACCCCCAGGGGUGGGGCAGCAGCCAAGGGUCUGGGA